AUGUCGAUAACAACCCCCCUCACCCAGCUGCUGGGUAUCAAGCACCCCAUCCUCCUGGCUGGUAUGGGUUCGACGUCGGGCGCUCCUCUUGCGGCCGCGGUGACCAAUGCCGGCGGCCUCGGUGUGAUCGGUGGAGUCGGAUACACGCCCAAGAUGCUCAAGGAGAUGAUAGAGGAGUUGAAAGCCGCUCUCAAGGACCCUUCAGCCCCCUUUGGCGUCGAUCUCUUGCUCCCACAAGUCGGCGGCAAUGCGCGAAAGACCAACUCGGACUACACAAAAGGUGCCCUCGACGAACUCAUCGACAUCAUCAUCGCCGGUGGCGCCAAACUCUUCGUCUCGGCCGUGGGAGUCGCCCCCAAACACGUCGUUGACAAGCUGCACAAACACGGCGUGCUUUAUAUGAACAUGGUUGGACACCCGAAGCAUGUCCACAAGGCGUGCCAGGCUGGUGCCGACAUCAUCUGCGCCCAGGGAGGAGAAGCUGGAGGCCACACUGGCGAAACGGCCACGACUAUCUUGAUUCCCGCCUGCGCCGAUAUUGUCAAGAACUAUACCUCCCCACUGACAGGCAAGCCCGUCGAGCUCGUCGCCGCCGGCGGCAUCUUCGACGGUCGCGGCAUUGCGGCAGCCUUGUCGCUGGGCGCCUCGGCCGUCUGGGUCGGCACACGAUUCGUCACGGCCAAAGAAUCCGGCGCCGCUGAGGCCGCCAAGAGAGCCAUCCUCGCUGCGGGCUUUGACGACACCAUCAAGUCGACAAUCUGGACCGGCCGUCCCCUCCGCGCCAUUGCCAGCCCUUAUGUCCGGAACUGGGAGACGAAGCGACGGGACGAGAUCGAGGAGCUGCAAAGUAAAGGCAUCCUUGUCCUAAACCACGAGUUGGAGAAGCUGGAGAAGACCGGAGGCCUCACCGAGGAGAUUGAGGAUCAAUCGGUGUGCAUGCCUGCCGGCCAGGUAUCUGGUCUCGUCAACACGCCAAAUCAGACUGCAGCAGAGAUUGUGGAGGAGAUGAUGGAUGGCGCUAUCAAGGUGCUGAACCGUGUUGGGGGGUAUUUGAGGCCGAGUGCCAGACUGUGA
Messenger RNA from Fonsecaea pedrosoi CBS 271.37, 1074 nucleotides. RefSeq lists its product as uncharacterized. Bases 1 to 1074 code for a protein of 357 amino acids. Gene Ontology annotation, molecular function: nitronate monooxygenase activity. Lineage: Eukaryota; Fungi; Ascomycota; Eurotiomycetes; Chaetothyriales; Herpotrichiellaceae. The transcript is spliced from 6 exons. The record is from RefSeq and is a predicted model, not a curated record.